This is a messenger RNA of Prunus armeniaca (apricot), 393 nucleotides long. Lineage: Eukaryota; Viridiplantae; Streptophyta; Magnoliopsida; Rosales; Rosaceae. The record is from the annotation of a GenBank genome assembly.
AUGACCACCUCCAAUCCCAACUUGACGGUGUUGUCGACUCUGUCUCUUCUCUCGAAGCCCACCAGACUAACAUCCAAACCUCCCUCACUUCUCUCUCCUCCUCUAACUCCGCCUUCCAGACUCAACUCACCAACCAAUUAUCCACUUUUCAGUCCCUCAUUCUCGACGAACUCCGCAACAUCCAGCCCUACACCUCUACCGUUCCACCCACCCAACCUGCUACAACCUCCCUUCCUCCUUCUGUUCACCCCGUUUUGUGAUCACUCCUGUGGUAGAAGGGCAAAGUUCCCCACUGCCUUGAAAACCAUUGAUUGGUCAGCAAGUCAGCUUUCUUUGGUGUAUGAGCGUGCCACUGCUAGCAAUGAAGAUUCUAGCAGACUUAUUCUAGAAUAG